AUGGAGGGAGUGGAUUAUCUUGCGGAUGAGAGGAAGAAGGCUCAGUUCGAUGUGGAUGCUAUGAAGAUUGUAUGGGCUGGCUCUCGCCAUGCCUUUGAAGUUUCUGAUCGAAUUUCUAAGCUCGUUGCUGGUGAUCCUGCUUUCCGGAAGGACGACAGAACUAUGCUCCCAAGAAAAGAAUUGUUUAAGAAUACUCUUAGGAAGGCAGCUUAUGCAUGGAAACGAAUUAUUGAACUUCGUCUAUCUGAAGAAGAGGCAUCAAAAUUAAGGUUUUAUGUGGAUGAACCUGCUUUUACUGAUCUUCAUUGGGGAAUGUUUGUACCUGCCAUAAAGGGACAGGGUACUGAUGAACAGCAGCAAAAAUGGUUGCCCUUGGCCUAUAAGAUGCAAAUAAUUGGCUGCUAUGCACAAACUGAACUUGGUCACGGCUCCAAUGUACAAGGUCUUGAAACCACUGCAACAUUUGACCCUAAGACUGAUGAAUUCAUAAUUCAUAGUCCGACAUUGACUUCAAGCAAAUGGUGGCCUGGUGGACUAGGUAAAGUAUCCACCCAUGCUGUUGUUUAUGCGCGCCUCAUUACAGAUGGUAAAGACCAAGGAGUUCAUGGCUUUAUUGUCCAACUACGGAACUUGGAGGACCAUACUCCUCUUCCAGGAAUAACCCUUGGUGAUAUUGGAACAAAAUUUGGAAAUGGAGCGUACAAUACCAUGGACAAUGGUGUGUUAAGAUUUGAUCAUGUACGUAUUCCGAGAGACCACAUGUUGAUGAGGGUUUCACAGGUUACAAGGGAAGGAAAAUAUAUGCAAUCUGAUGUACCCCGGCAGUUGGUCUAUGGGACCAUGGUAUAUGUCCGACAAACAAUUGUAGCCGACGCUUCAUGUGCUUUGUCACGAGCUGUUUGUAUUGCUACCAGGUAUAGUGCUGUCCGUAGGCAAUUUGGAUCACAGAAUGGUGGACCUGAAACUCAGGUCAUUGACUACAAAACUCAGCAAAGUAGGCUCUUCCCUUUGCUAGCUUCUGCUUAUGCCUUCAGAUUUGUUGGUGAAUGGCUAAAUUGGCUAUACACGGAUGUGACCCAGAGACUGCAGGCCAGUGACUUCUCAACAUUGCCUGAGGUUCAUGCAUGCACUGCAGGGUUGAAGUCUCUGACUACUUCUGUCACAGCUGAUGGAAUUGAAGAAUGUCGAAAAUUAUGUGGAGGCCAUGGUUACCUCUGUAGCAGUGGACUUCCAGAGUUAUUUGCAGUUUAUGUUCCUGCUUGUACAUAUGAAGGAGACAACAUUGUGCUGCUUCUACAGGUUGCUAGGUUUCUCAUGAAGACAGUUUCACAACUGGGAAAUGGGAAAAAGCCAGUGGGUACGAUAGCUUAUAUGGGACGAGUUGAACAUCUAAUGCAAUGCCGCUCUGAUGCACAAAAUGCUGUCGACUGGCUAAAGCCUAGCGUAGUAUUGGAGGCAUUUGAGGCUAGGGCUGCCAGAAUGUCUGUUGCUUGUGCUCGAAAUCUGAGCAAGUUCACCAAUCCAGAAGAAGGUUUUGCUGAGCUAUCAGCUGAUUUAGUUGAGGCAGCAGUCGCUCACUGCCAAUUAAUUGUUGUCUCAAAGUUUAUUGAGAAGCUGCAACAAGACAUUCCCGGCAAAGGGGUCAAGAAACAAUUAGAGGUGCUAUGCGGUAUUUAUUACCUAUUCCUCCUUCACAAGUACCAGGGUGAUUUCAUUGCUACCAGUUGCAUAAGCCCUAAGCAGGCUUCACUUGCUAAUGAUCAGCUCAGAGCCUUAUAUUCUCAGGUUCGUCCAAAUGCUAUAGCUCUUGUUGAUGCGUUCAACUAUACCGACCAUUACCUCGGAUCAAUUCUUGGGCGUCAUGAUGGUAAUGUAUAUCCAAAACUCUACGAUGCAGCAUGGAAGGAUCCUCUAAACGAAUCGGAUAUACCUGAUGGCUAUCACGAAUAUAUCAGGCCUCUGCUUAAGCAACAGCUCCGUGCUGCUAGACUAUAG
Molecule: messenger RNA, 1995 nt
Organism: Fraxinus pennsylvanica
Lineage: Eukaryota; Viridiplantae; Streptophyta; Magnoliopsida; Lamiales; Oleaceae
Source: the annotation of a GenBank genome assembly